UACUUUGCAUUACCAAUUACAUUCACUAGUAACCAUUAUUCAGUGCAUCUAAAAUACUAAACCAAAAGUAUUAAAAACAAUCAUGAAUCGUUUAAUCUUCUUCACCGUCGCACUCUCUUUAGUCUUCACGACCGCCAAUACACAAAGUGAGUCAGACAACGAAGUCGAUACCGAAAUUUCGGAAGAGCCUACUACAGACGCCGAUACCACCAAUAAUUCCACGUAUUAUACCACUGAAGAUUUACCUAGUUUAGAUUUAACUAACAGCGAAUCAUUCGAAGCACGGGAAGAUGAAAUGGCUACCGAAAUGGCCUUUAUGAUAACGUUCAUUACAAAGGCCUUCGCAGAUAUGUCAAGAAUUGCAGAAAACAUGAAAAGUAUGAGCAAUAAAUCGAAUAUUGAUGAAGCUUCAAUGAAAAACCUUGUUAAUCAUCUGGUAAGUUUUAAGGAAGACGAUAGUACAAUGGAUGAACAAAUCAAACGUGUAAUGGAAUAUAGACAGCAAUUCAAAUCCGCAAUUCUAAAACAUUUAAAAAAUAUGCCGAUUAACAUUGAAGAUGCAAAAAAAAUGGAAAAAGAACUGCGUAAUCAAAUGAAUCAACGAUUGCCGAGCAUCCCAACUUCGGAGAACAUAAUGGAUCUUCCUGCAAGUAUGCAAAAUAUACUUCCAAAUUAAAUUUUAAAAUGUAUUUUGUAAUUGUACUUUAAAAUUUGUUUUCAAUAUUAUCAACUGUCAUUCUCUCGUUUUGGUCAUAUUUAAAUAAAAUAUAAAAUAGUUUUAACCAAUA
Messenger RNA from Myzus persicae (green peach aphid), 788 nucleotides. RefSeq lists its product as uncharacterized. NCBI's taxonomy places the organism in Eukaryota, Metazoa, Arthropoda, Insecta, Hemiptera, Aphididae. The coding region runs from base 83 to 676 and encodes 197 amino acids. The record is from RefSeq and is a predicted model, not a curated record. The transcript has a single exon.